Messenger RNA from Cladocopium goreaui, 1357 nucleotides. The record is from the annotation of a GenBank genome assembly. NCBI's taxonomy places the organism in Eukaryota, Dinophyceae, Suessiales, Symbiodiniaceae.
GGUCUGCAACAAUUGCGGCUCCAUGGGCCAUAUCGCCGGCAUGUGCAAAGAGGAGUUGCACCAGCUGUGGGAAAGUGGGGCACCUGAGUAUGAGAAAGUGGCGAACCAAGAUUUCUACCUUGCGGAGUUUGCACCAGACGCAGGAGGAGCGGUGAAGUACACUUUCGAAGACCGGAUCAUGUUCCAUGGCGAAACAUGCCUGAUCUACAAGCACAUCCAUGGCCGACACCCCAAGGUGGCCGUGCUGAUCCACGACCACCAGCCUGUGGUGGCAAUUGACCGGGAGCUUGUCUGGCGCGAGGACGGACAGGUUGUGGCAAUUGUCUACAGCUAUGCCACGACGGGUGAAACGAUCACGGUCAAGACGUACUUCUGCAGUGAGCGCAUCACGAACAAGGUUGCCAUGGACAGGCUGCUGCAGUACAUGGUGAGAAGGGAUCUGUGCAGCCGCGGGACACUUCUGAAAAUGGACAUCAGAGGCGACGGCCAAUCAGCUGGUGUGGAAGCCCGCAGAGUCCUAGAUCCGCGGCAAGCAGCGGAAGGCAAACGAGAUCAAGCUGGAAGGUGUUUCAUCAAACUAACACUGCCUCUUCAAUCUGAACUGCACGCCUUUGAACACAAUGUGUCCACCUGCUUUGCCCUGCCGUUGUCAUUCAUGGCAACGCCCGUGGGAGCCAUGGACCAGGGCGCCCCUGCUGCCGCUGAUGAUGUAUUCGGCGCGGCGCGCGGCAUGGCGGUGGUUCUGAGCGCCGCGGCGACCGUCCACACGGUCGGUUGCCCCAUCCUGCGCCGAGCCAUGUUGGAGACAAGCGGCGACGUGCGCACGCCCCCAAGCACCGAGCCCCCGUCACCAGCCGAAGCGACGUCGCAAGCGACGAGCAGCACAGGGGACAGGCGAAGUGAAGCACGCGAGCUGAGCGACGUCAGGAGCAAGUGCCGCAUGGACACGCAAAAACUGGUGGACAAGACCUGUAACAACUGCGGCACCAUGGGCCACAUCGCCAAGGACUGCCCCUCCCCUGCGCAAUGCCAUUGCUGCGGAGCCACGGUGCAUGAAAUUGCAGCCUGUCCUCAUCGGGAAAAGACCUGUGAGAACUGUGGCAAGGGGGGACAUUUGAAGAAGAAGUGCAGACAGGAUAAAGAGAAUGAACCACCGCGAGGCAAGGGAAGCACCAAGGGCAAGGGCAAGGGCUUAGCGAAGACGUGCAAGAACUGUGGUGUGCAGGGCCACCUGCUGCGUGAUUGCCAUGAACCUUCUCAAUGUCAUUGCUGUGGAUCGACGGUUCAUGCAGUGGCAGAGUGCCCCAAUCGAGAGAAAAGUUGUGAGCUUUGUGGCCUGGGCACCCAGUGUAGGUAA